Messenger RNA from Mya arenaria, 10129 nucleotides. Its product is annotated as E3 ubiquitin-protein ligase Arkadia-like. The transcript is spliced from 16 exons. Gene Ontology annotation, biological process: negative regulation of organ growth; protein ubiquitination. Gene Ontology annotation, molecular function: ubiquitin-protein transferase activity. Lineage: Eukaryota; Metazoa; Mollusca; Bivalvia; Myida; Myidae. The record is from RefSeq and is a predicted model, not a curated record. The coding region runs from base 118 to 4521 and encodes 1467 amino acids.
GAAACGUCUGUACAACUACGAUCAAACAAUGAAUACAGUCAACACAAAACAAUGGAGAAAAACAAAGUAGAAAGAUUUUGAUGAUGGAUUACACUUAAAGAAACAUUUUCGACAGAAAUGGCUGCCAACUUGCUGACUGUUGCUAAGGAUGAUGAGUGUCCAUGGCAACCAGAGAUAGUUGACUCCAAGGCUGAUGUGACAUCAGAACCUAAGGACAGUAUUCUGGAAGAGCCCGGUAGUGUGUUACCAGGGGCCGUUGCCACAGUGAUGUCCGAUGGCGGGGUUAGUCCUGGUACAUCAGGACCUCAAAUACUGGAGGCUUGUGCAGAGGCGAUGAUACAACACUCCAUAGAAGAAAUGGAAAGUGACAUAACUCCUCCUCUCUGGGCUGCUACAGAAUCUUCCCAGAUUGUCAUGGAAACCGGCAGCCAAUCAGAUUCACAUGCAGGCUUUGUCAGACCAGGUUCCCACAAUAGUCCCCAGGUUUCUCCGAUUUUAACCCAAAAUAUUGCGUAUUGUGAUGACACGAUUACAAGAGAAAUAUCGCCUGUGGUUCCCAUCUCCAGCAAUUUAACACCGAUUGCCACAGAUAUCACUCACAAUCCUCUAUUUUGUGACAUCCCCGCCUCUGCCCUGUCACCGAUUGCUGGCAAUAUUCCAAAUGCUGUCACUUACUGUGAUGAUGUUGUUCCGUCAGAUAUGGCUGCCAAUUUUCGUACCUAUAUGACACAUUUGUCACAACUGUCGCCUGAAAAUGAUAACAGCCGAACCCCUCUGCUGGAUCCUCAAUCUGGAGUUACCCGACUUCUUCCCGGGAACACUGCAAACUGGGCCGAGGAAUCAGUGGAUAUGUGUUCCUCAGACAGUGAAUCAGAACCAGAUUGCGGACUUGCAUGUGAAUUUGGUCAGAGUAGGACACAUGGUCGACAAACUGCUAGAUCUCAUCGUACUAGACAUUCAGAGGAUACCAGUUAUGAUUCUGUUGGGCCGAGUUUGGGACAUUCGCGUCGUAACCCACAUUUUCCAUAUGAAUCGUUUGGAACGCCCCGUGUUGCCUGGAGCGAUACACCACGAGAAGCAUGGCACGACCGAUCCGAAGAUCCAAUGUACGAUUCACUUAAUCCUUAUGCUCUUUUUAAUCUGCCAAAAUCAAGCCAAAGAGGGAAACGCAAGCAGAAAAUGCACUCGUGUACGUGCCGUUUAAGGGGAUCAGAUCGUAGAAGUAAUGAUAGUGAAUUGAUUGGCAGGGCUAAUUCAGCAAGAAACACAGGCGCAUGUGGCAUUCAACAGCAGGAGAAUGUUGGUGGUUUUUAUGGUCGGGAGAGCCCAGUUAUUCAGAACUCAGGACAUACUGAAGGAUUCUUGGCAAAUGACCGAUAUGCACAAGCAGGCAAUACGAGUCCACAGCCUUCUACUAGUGGGUUGGUAGGGAAUCGGUUAAGUCAUUCUAGAAAUAAUGGACACUCCAAUUCCUUGCCCAUUUUUUCUACCCAUGAAAGUAUGGAUAUUAAUAGCGACUCUGGUGAAUCAACCGAUACUGACGUGAAUAUCAUGUCUAUAGAUCACCAACAUAAAGAUCGCUCUGCAAUGAAUUAUGAGUUCAACACUAGUUGCUCAAAUUGUGGACGGUCAGACUGCAAGAAACAUGGUCACCAUGUGGAUAACCAAAGUUCCUAUAUUUGCAAUAGUUGUCGUGAAAAUUCACUUACUCAUGAACAUGUCGGAGUCAUACGCCCUAAAGCAAUAAAACUGGAAUCGGGUCAAAAAUACCACAAGUGUGAACCGACCCAUUCCGAGUCCCGCCAAAGCAGGAGCAGACCUUUAGGGGCUGAAAACAGACAUAGUUGCACAUAUCAUGCAGAAAAUCGGAGGGAAUCGGUGUGUUCUCAUCAAAAUGACACCUUUCCAACCUCGGAGAAUCGAGUUCUCGAACUUCCUAUGCCAAAUGAUUCCUUAAAUCAUGCACACCCUCAGGCAAGUGUGAAUUCAGACAAUCACUCCAAUAGUCUUCGUGAAAGCGAUGUGUUACCAUCAAAAUCAAAAUCUCUUAAGGAGAUUCAAAAUAGUGUGAUUAAGGAACAUAUAGGUAUUGGGAAAACAAAGAAAACACAGACUGCUGAAAAAAUUCAGUCAAGAAUUGAUUUGACAGGAGCGGAAAAUGAACACAGUAGAAUCAAAAGUGAUCAAAUGAGUUCACAGCAUGGUUUUGACAAACGUGGAACGAGGUCGGAAUCCCCGAUAGUUCCAGAAGUAAGCCUGCCAUCAGCCUCUGAUGAUAGUGACAUUGAAGUUGUGCGCAUUGAGACUAACAGACCUCCAAGAAGACGGCAGGACCUCUCUAGUCGAGCAACUGUCGUUGUUGAUCUCACUGAGAGUGAUUGUGAUGACCCGAGUAUCCUAGCAACCGCAGGUGCUCCCAAUAGCCUCACUCCAACAUUUGACCUUGACCUUCACCCCGACAACAGUGACCUUGACCAGCAGCUGGAGGAGAGCAGUCGCAGGUCAUUGGUGUCAAUGGUCAAAGAUCCCCCAAGGUCAAUUAAUAGUUGUGCAGAGGUGCGAAAUUCUGAAGGAAGUUCAAGGUUACACCCUUUGGAACAAGAGUAUCAGUCGUCAUGGCUUACACCUUCGGGGUCCUCAAGGUCAUCAUCAAUGAAUACAGAGGAAGGUCACCCAAGGUCAAGGUCAGGAAGUAUGGAGUCAUGUCGUGACCUUUGUCAAGGUCACCAACACUUGCCUGCUCAGGACUUUGUGUGUCCACGGCAUGGUCCUCCAUGCAACCGGUUGAGUUGUACCCAACAACCCCUGUGUUCCCAUGGCAACCAGAUGAGGUCACCUGACGUCAUGUGUCACCCUCUGUCACACGUCCACAGUAUUGGGCAUAUCGAAGGGUCAAGAGGUCAUGCAGGACAUAAUAUUGGUCACCAUGACAACCAUGUACAUAGAACUGUAUCAUGCACCUGCCAGAGAGGGAGCAGUGGAAGAUCAGCCUCCCAUGCACACAGCCGCUUGACAGCACCAGUCCCCUCAUCACAGCCAAAAGAGGGCCAAGCAGGCACCUCAGCACACUCCAAUAUGCCAAAAUCACAAAACACUACCCCCCUAUCUCAGCAGUCUUCCCGGUCUGGUCAUUCCAUGGAGCCCGAAAGUUGUCAAGCCCCAAGCAAUGCACAUAAUCAGCCUGCCAGUAACUCUAGCUCAAACUCGCAAGCUCCAAACAACCCCCUCCCCCCUAGCUCAGUGCCCCACCCAUAUCACCAAUGUUUUGGUAAUGUCCACUCCCACCACCCUCAUCACUCACACGGGCAUGGGGUGUCAACAAGCGCGCCCCACCCGGCAGUUCCACAAAGCAUGCCAGGUUUUAGUGGCCCCUCAGGGCAUGGCGGGGCGUCUUCUGUGCAAGCCCCUAACCCCAACAUCCACCUUACCAAUCAUGGCUCUCAUCCAACCCACCCCCAUACCAAUCAUCCAAACCACCCUCCCCAUCCAGCUCAUCAAGGGCACCACCCCCACUCAACUCACCCCCACUCACAUACCCAAGGCGGCCCCGCUCCAACCCCACGGCAGAGAGCCCAUAUACACCACCACCAUUACCACCCAGCUCCCUUCCACAUUCCCCCAAGUCCAUUCCCCACAUUUCACAACCAGGGUAGACACCAUAUCGUCAGGCCAAUACAUCAGGUGCCAGCUCCUCAUCCCCACCAGCAUCAACAGUUACCUCCUCACCAGGAUAACCUUAGAAUGCUAGACCUGCUCAGAGCUCAAUUUCAGCAUGCACAACUUGUGCAGGGCUCAAACCUUCUGCAGAUUCCACCACACUCGCUUGUUGAGACACAGCCGCCAAUGGCCCACAGCCAGACAAGCUGUAGCCUGGACAGCGCCCCCAGACCUCCAGCCAACAAUCAGCACCCCCAGAGCACGCCACAGGGGCAACACCAGCACCUCCAUCACCACCUGCACCACUACCACCAUGCCGGCGUGCCCAGGCUCCACCACUUUGCUGCAGUCCCUGGAGUGCACUACGGGGUACCAGUUAUUCGACCAUUCCCAGAGUUCCCUGCUGUGCCUGAUUUCCCAACAUUCCCUCCAGUUCCUCCUUCAUUUGGCAUGUUGCCAAGAAAUGUCCAGAUGCGGCUACAGCUUGGAAGAAUGAUGUUUAACCCACACAGGCCUCCAACUUAUGAGGAAUUGCUUCAUCUGGAGGAGAGACUGGGCAAUGUUAAUAGAGGAGCCAGUCAGGAUGUCAUAGAACAGUACACACUGCCACACAAAUAUAAGAAAGUGAAGAUUAUCAAUGAAGAUGAGGAAGAUGACUCCAACCACAUGGAGAAAUGCACAAUCUGUCUUAGUGAGUUUGAAAAUGACGAGGAUGUCAGGAGACUGCCAUGUAUGCACCUUUUCCACAUUGUGUGUGUGGAUCAAUGGCUGGGAAUGAACAAGAAAUGUCCAAUAUGUCGGGUAGACAUUGAAGUGGGCUCCAAGGACCAUACAGGAGCUACUGGGGGUUCUUCUGAGUGCUGAUUGGUGGAUUUAAACUGGAGCUGAACUCUGAUUAGUGGAUUUAAACUGGAGUUAAAUGCUGAUUGGUGGAUUUGAACUGGAGCCUAGUGCUGAUAGGAGCUGAAUGCUGACUAGUAGAUUUGAACCUGGGCUGAAUGUUAAUGAGUUGAAUUUAAAUUGAGCAAAGCUUUAAUUGGCAAAUUCGAAUAUGACCAGUAUGUAGUUUAUUGAUGUGAAAUUAAGCUGAUUGUUAAUUGGCUGAUUUUGAAUUUAACAAAUGAUUUGUUGAUUGCAAAUUAAUUUGAAUAAUGAUUGGUUGUUUUGAAGUUUGGUUGUUGGUUUACUGAUUGGUUGAUUUUAACUUGCAGAUGUGAGACUUAACACGAUUAGAAUAUAUGAAUGUUGCUUAUCUCCUAAUAGAUGAUUAUUGCAUUAGUAUUUUAUGGAAUUUUUCUUAGAGAAAAAUACAAGUAACUGUAAAAAACAAAACAAAAAACAAUAUGGCAUUGUUUGCUUUUCAAUGUAAAUUCUGUAUUCUCAAAGUUAUUUGUUAGAAAGGAAUUAUUGUGUUGGUGCUUUAAUAUCUUGCUCUGGGAGAGGUGGUGUAAACAUGAGCUGAACGCUGAUUGGUUGGUUCUAUAUUGAAUUGCUUGCUUAUUGGUUGGUUUGAACUCGGGAUGUUUUUGAUUGGUCCAUUUAAAUUGGUUUUGUUAGAAAAUUUUGAAAGUUUUGGGGGCAUUUUUUCAAUAUAAGAGGGGUUGCGAAACACUUUUUGUACGGGUAUGUGUAGGUGUGGGUUUGUGCAUUACGCCAUCCAGGUAUGUGUACAUUGUUCACGUUGAAAAUGUCAUGUUGGAUAGCACAAGGGGAGAGUUAAUUACGAAUAUCGGCAAGCAUACAAGUCCGGUAAAAACUCUUGAUAUUUAGUCAGUACAUAGAGAAAAAAAGAAAUCAAAAUAAUUUGUCCACUUCCAUUCAUACGAUCUAUAUAGUACGCAGGUAUUGAUCUUUAUCCUAUUGUUGGGAGAAUGACUGCAUACAACCGUCAUGAAAUUUGGUACAUGAUGUAAAGAAGAAAAAUAUUGCGAAAUGUUCAGAAAUAUUCAAAAUAAAAGCAUGUGAAUACAACAUUAUCUUGUAACAAAGAGUUGAUCAUGGUUUUUUAAAUUGUUGAAGAAUAUUAGUUAUUUAUGAGAGUUUUUAUAGAUAUUUGAUGAAAAUUGUAAAUAACUUGCUUUUAGAUUCAUAUAGGUGCUUUUUACAUACAUGUAUGUUAUUUGCAGAUAAACUUAAAAAAAAUGUACAAUUUAUUAAAAAUAUAUCUGUGCUUUUUUAUGGUAGAUUAUACUAAUGAUUAAAUCAAAUUGUGUGUAUUUUUGUGAUUCAGGCCCCAAAUUCUUAAGUCUUUGAGAUGAGAAUCAUGCUAAGCUCACUAGGUUUUAUUGGUAUAAAUUGUGUUAUUUUCUUUAUUGAAGGAAAUUAUUUUAAAGACAAUCAUGUCAAACAAUAUUUUUAUUAUUUUUUUUUGGCGUAAAUGUCUGGAAACAAGUGUUAUAAGAAUUCUAACAAAAAAUCAGAUCACAGUUUAUCAUAUUUACAGUUCAAAAAAUGUUUUAUGGCUAAAAGCGUUACUAACGCUUAAAGAAUUAUUUUCGGCAGUUUACCAGACAACUGAGAUCUGUUCUGUUGUGAAUUAUCUAAUAUGACUGAAUUGAUGGCAUUGAUGACAAAAUCAGCCGAUUCUAAUACAACUUUUAAAAAAGUGUUAGAACUGACAUUUUGUGAGUGUGCAGCUUUAAUCCAACAUCAUACCUACCUACCUUCCCCUGGUACGCUUUAAAGAUAUUUCCAGAAAUUGGGGCCUGUUUCUUUUUGCCAACAGAUAUUGUUUUCUUUUUUGGACAUUGUUUGUAGUCAAUAUAUGUAAUACAGGGUGAUGACUUUGAAAUAUGCAUAUACUUGUAUUUUAUCUGUGAAAUUUUUAUAUGAUAUGUUUUUAAAGUAGACGAUAUAGUAGUGCCAGAAUAUAUAGUUUGUAUGGUGUUUUCCGAACCACAUUUUUUGGUGUGAUGCAGAUAGGUACAGUGGAGGUUUUGCACUCUUUGCCAAUUAAAUACCGAGUGAAAAAUGAAAAAAAAAAAGACUGACAAGAGAGGCUGAAUUAUUUUGGUCAAGAGUACUUCUUUGAGUCGGUCAUAAAACAUUUGACAAACUAUUAAUUAUUGCGCAGUCAGUACCAUUUUUAACUGAUAUUUGUAAAAAAGAAGAGAUUCUUUGUUUUCAAGGUUUUUGUAUAAUUGAUAUUGCAUGGUUAAGAUAAUAUGUGAAUUAUAUCUAACCCUCGGAAUUUUAAUACAGUUUGAGAUGCAAAUAGAUUUUUAUUAUUGCCAUAUUUUGCUAAACUAAUGACUCAUUACUAUAUAUUUUUUCAAUUUUUCUCAAUACAGUAUUUUAUUCAAGCAUGGUAAGCUUAAACUUUAAAGUAAGCUUUAUAGUUUCUGUUCUGCUUAAAUUAAAUACCAUAAUAGUCACUAUGUAAUUAUAUCUAUAUAAAGAGUGCUUAAGUAUAAACACUUAUAAAGAUAUUUUGUUUGGAGUCUUUGCUUUACUUAACUGUCUCAGCCUAUCAUCAGUUUUUAUGCUAUAAUAAUACUUCCUUACCUCAUUGUAAUCUGUAGAUUUCUGUACUUUAUUAUAAUAUGUGCAAUCUUGUCAAUUAUAAUAUGCACAACUAAUUGGGAAUGAAGAAUUCUCUGCUAUAGUUUAUACCUGUAAAUAUAUACAUUAGAUCGCUUUGAUUUCGUGAUUUUUAUUGCGAGGGGUUAGGGGUGUUGCCAAUUUUGGAAGGACAAACUAUGUUUAAGACACCUUUAUUUCAUUUACAGAAAUCAAUGUAAUUUGAAUAUUUCCUUGCCAAAAUGAUUGAUUUCACAUUUUUUUCCUCCAAAAUGUGACCUCACCAAAUUUAAACAAAAACUUAAUCAUCUUGUAAAUGUAUCUUUAUCUUACAUUAUUAUAAUAACAGAAAAAGAUAAUGUUCAGUUCUUGACGUGUUCUUCGAGUUGCAGUUUAUUGAGAAUAGUAUUCUUCCAUUUCAUGUGGAGGAUUGUAUUAUUCUUUAAAGGAAAACCUUUUUUUUUAGUGUUAUUUUUAAUUUCACAUAUCAUUACAAUGUUCAAAUUUGUCCGUGAAUUUAAUUUCACAAGAAAAUACAUUAUUUUUUUUUAAGUUGCUUAAGUUAUCAAAUUUAGUGGGUUUGAAAGCAUUUGAUCUCUGAACUUUUUUAGCUCGACUAUUCGAAGGAAAAGGAGAGCUAUCCUACUCACCUGAGCGUCGGCGUCGGCGUAACCACUUAUGUUAAAGUUUGAGUACCACCUCGAAUAUCUUCAAAGUCCAUUGACAUCUGGCUUUGAAACUUUGCACGCUUGUUCACCAUCAUGCCCCCAACCUGUACACAGGAGGAGGUAACUCUAUCAAACAUUUUGACAAAAUUAUACCCCUUUUUCGACUUAGAAUUUAUGUUAAAGUUUGCGUACCACCUCUAAUAUUUUCCAUUCAAUUUAUGUAAAUAUCUCAGCACAUCAUGUAUUGCAUUGAAAUCUAAUCUAACAGUGAUCCAUGCAUGUUUCGCCAAAACUUUUCAAUCCAUACACCAAAAAGCGGCGGAAUAGUCGAGCGCGCUGUCUCUGUGACAGCUCUUGUAUUGUAUCUGGGGCAUACCUUUAAAAUCGAGGAUGCAAUGGGUUCAUUGUUCAUUUAUUGCAGUUUGUUUUUUAUGAUUACUGUAUUUACUAUUUGAAGGUAAGAGGGGUGUGUUUUAUCAAGUUAUAAUGGUGCAUGUAGUCCAGUUUUCAAUAUUGCUACUGUUUUAUAUAGAGUUUGAAUUUAUAAGCUUAAAUUAGUUUAUGAAUAAGCAUAUCUUAGUUUAUGACACAGAAUAACCAAGAGUAUGAAUAUGAUCAAAAUAUUUGUGAUCAAGGUUAACUUAAUGGUUUAAUAGUCUUAAACUCUUAAUUAACUUAGAAAUUAAAUAGUCUUAAAAUUACUAAGUGUUUGACUUAGCCUAACCUAGUGCUUGACUUAACUUUUCUUAGUCUUAACAAAAUAUUUGACAAAACUUAACUUAGUUUUAAAGUUACUUAAUCAUUGACUAAGCUUAACCUAAUGUUUGAUUUAGUUCACUUAGAAUUUAAAUAGUAUUAACAAAGACUUUAUCUUAACUUAACUUAGAAUUUAAAUAGUAUAAUCAAAGACUUUUACUUAACUUAGAAUUUAAAAAGACUUUGACCUUACUUAAGCCUUAAAAUUACAUGUUGUUUGAAUAACCUUAAUUUAGUGCAUGAUUUAAUGUUACUUAGAAUUCAAAUAGUCUUAAUCUAGUGUUUAAGUCUGGGUGCUUCACAAAAUGGGUAUAUGAUAAAGUAAAAACACAAUAAAGAUUGUUUUAAUGGUGUUUAUGUGGAUUAACUGUUAAUCUUUAUAUUAUAUGGUUGUUAUUAUGCUUAUUGUUUAUUUAGGGUGAACCAUAUUGCUUAACUUUUCUUGAAACUUUAUGACAGCACUGAAUGUUUGGACUUGUUGAAACACACUGUUAUAAGGUAUUCAAGGUGUAAGUAUUUUUAUGUAUUUCUUACAUAUAUAGCUCUACCCUUUUUCAACUGCAAUUAUACUACCAACAAUUAUGUGAAAUUUGGAUGCUUAAUGGCCCCAUAUGAUUUUGGUAUAGGUUUUAUCAGUCAAGAAAGAAAUUGUAAAACAUAUUCCGAAAAACAUAUUUCUUUUUUGCUCUAAAAAGAUUUAAAAAUAACUAAGUAGAACAGAACAAAAGUACAUGUCAAUUAAUGAAAUCAAGAUAAUGUAAACAAAUUUAGUUAAUAGUAUUGUUUUAUACGUUUUGUGAAUAGUAUUGUUUUAUACGUUUUGUGAAAUUUUGAAAUUAAUAUUUUUUUAUACCUUUUAUUUGGGAAAUAGAUAAGAUAUACCCUUUAAUAUUGAUUGUUGUCCAAAUCUGUAAAUUUGGUAGCUAUACUUAUAUUCUAAAAUUUGAAAGUUGUACUUAUAUCCUAAAUAUGUUGACCAAACUUCUUUUUAAAAAGAAUAUGUAUAGCCAUGAUGCUUUUAAGCUAUAGAAGAGAUGGGUUUUCAUACUUGCAUAAUUUUCACCUAUCCUGCAAUAUUUCUGGCACUUUUCUGCACUACUUUUUGUUUAAAAUUGUUUUUUGUUGUCUUUUGACUUGAAAAUAUAGUAUUAAAGGUGAAGUUUUGUAUUUAAGAAUUUAAUCAGCUUAGCAGUUGACAAAAAUAUCAUUCAACAAAUCAACUUGAAUUAAAUUUUCAUAAAUUUUAACAUGACUGAUGAUUAAUCAUAGGCUCUGAUUGUUAUUUUUUUCUUACAAUCUUUUGCCGUUUUUGAUGUCUGCUUAUAUUUAUUUAUUAUUUCAUUUUCAUUUAUAUAUAAUUAUAUCCACAAUUGUAUAGAUAGCCCUUUCAGGAGUUGCGUUGCUUGAUGUUUUACCUUUUGCUUAUUGAUGACCUUCCUCGUUAUAAUAAUACAUAUUAAUAAGUUCUUUUGAGGUGUCAGGUAAUAUUAACAUUAUUUAUAGAUGAUUAAUAAAUAGCAGGAUGCUUA